Tachyglossus aculeatus (Australian echidna) is the source of this 1262-nucleotide messenger RNA. RefSeq names its product centrosome and spindle pole-associated protein 1-like. Gene Ontology annotation, cellular component: microtubule; spindle pole; centrosome. The coding region runs from base 390 to 1262 and encodes 290 amino acids. The transcript has 12 exons. Lineage: Eukaryota; Metazoa; Chordata; Mammalia; Monotremata; Tachyglossidae. Gene Ontology annotation, biological process: positive regulation of cytokinesis. The record is from RefSeq and is a predicted model, not a curated record.
CAACGCCCGGUAACCGUGGAGACGCGGAGUUAGGCCCUGCCGCCGCCGCCGCCGCCUUUUCCCAGUUUUCCUCCUUUUCCCCUCUCCCUUCCCCCUUUCCCGCCUUGGCGCCUCCAUCCAACGUGGCAGCCGGCAGUCCCCCAGUGGGGAAAGGACGAGCCUGGCGAUGAGGGACGGGCCGACACCGGUUGCGGCCCCCGGGAGGAUUCAGGAUCCGCGCUUCCCCUCGAUGCGUUGGCAAGGAUUUUUAAUGGGCCUGCUGCUGUUUAGGAUGAAUCCUUGGGCUUUUACUAGGGAACGUGAAGGACAAAAGUUCAAGUUUUGCGGUUGCUAACCCGAUGGAAAAACACUCCUCUUUCACGAUUAGAAGAAUAUUCAGGAUCUGAAGAAUGACUGAUAAUUUAGACCAGUUUAUUAAAGAUCACAGGGCCAAGUUGGACAAAGAUAAAAUGGAAUUGGAGAAUGAUCCCCCUUAUAUGGAAAUGAAGAACAAAGGUACAGAAAUGCAUACUGAGCAUGGCAAAACAUUAAUCUCCAUGGCUAAAGAAAAUAUACCACCAUGCAGCCAACAGACCAUUGACCCCAACUUUAGAUUGACUUUGCCACUUGGAGAAGAUUCUGAAGAGAAAAUGCGUACAUUACGGGAAGAACUUAAGCAAGAUUACCGACAGUAUCUUUCUCAGGGCAUUACGGCAAAAAGAAAGAAAAAUGUCUUAUCUACGGGUGAAAUAGAUCCAUCUACCCUAGGAGUAUCUCUUCCUAUUCGUGAGAGGUUGUCUGCCAAGGAGAGAUUGAGGCUUGAAAGAAAUAAGGAGUACAAUCAGUUUCUCAGGAGUAAAGCAGAUUGUCGUGAAAACUUCAUUCAGUUGGACAAGAAAAGCACAGAGAUGUUAUGCAGUAAUCCGGGGACUCCUAGAAGAGGCGACAACAUUCCUUUCUCGGGGCCCCGAAAAGAGUGGCCACAUCAGCGGCGAAUGGAGGAGGAUAGGAUUAAUGACAAUUGUAAGUGUGAUAGAAGAUAUUUUAGACCAGAUUACGGUCCUGAAGCAAGAAAAGCAAUGGAGCAUACUGGGUUUAGUAAUGACAGUGAGUAUGACAGACGACCUUUGAGGGUAAACAAUUGGAAUGACAGAAUGAAAUCAAACAGAUGUGAGAGAGUAUCACCUGAGCAAUAUGAAGAUGACUUUCGAGAACAAUCAGAAGCACCAGUCAUGUCAGUUGGAAAGAGGUAUCUGAAUUUGACUGGAAAGAAUGCAGUUUAG